CCUCUCCUCCCUGUUUUCCAAAGAUGCUGCAGGAUGUAUCUUCUUCCUCUUCGUCGUCGCGGCUCAGGUUGAAUGUGUGAACCUGUUUCAGGAUUAUUUGGAGCAGCAGAGGAUUAUCUAAAUGUAAAAGGAUAAGGACCCCAGAUGCCAUGAAGAGUCUUUUUCAACUUAAACAAGAUAUUCAACAUUAUAAGACAAUGUUACAACAUGUAAAAAUCAAACCUCAUCUCCUGCUGUGCCACUAAGACUCAUAUGUGGGAAACCAAACCUUUUUGGAUCUGAUGUAAUGGAUGAUUGCUCAUGAGGGUGUUGUCAACCCACACCUGUACAUAAAAUGUGUGAGCGAGGAGAAUCUAUCAGCAGAGGGGAGUUUAGGAAUAACAACCAGCCCGAAGCUGUGCAGGCUGCUGGCGAUGCGAAUGCAAAUGACAUCCAACCAGGGGAUGACGGGAGGAAAGUUCAUAGUGGAACUCUGUUUGCAACGAAUACUGAGAUAGCAGAACAAGAUAAGGUCAUCAUAUGGCGCACAGACUCGCCGUGUGAUGAUCCUGAGCUGGCAGAAUUUGAGAUGCUGGAGUGUCAGGAACUGGAGGCAUACCUAGUAGAUGAAGGAGAGGACUUUGUGGGACUUGCAGGGCAGAAGAAACCUCAUGAUCAGCUCCCAUCAUGCAACCAAACUACCUUAAGUCCAGUAACGGAUACCAGUAAGAGCAAAGAAGAAGAGAAGCCCAAUGUACUCUGGGGCCGAGCUCAGUUCUGAAACAGAAACUAUGUUUGUGUCUUGCAUGUCCACGAUUUCUAGUCUUGGGGAAAGCUUUCUUACUCCAGUUGACACUGUGGGCACGACGCACACAACAGACUCGUGGCAUAUUGUCUGUGGUCCGUACUCAACCGUCUCAGAAGACCUAACUCUGACAUCUCAAACCUGCAACACCAUCUCUGAGAGCGCCAAAGCUUCUGUCUCUGCUGGAAAAAGCACAAUUCAUCAGAAGGUUGUUGAUGUGAAUUUAAAUUCAACAGUUCAUACUGACUAUGUGAUAUCUGAAGUGAGCAAUGGAGUUGUUCCAUCUAAAGAGCACAGAGAUGGUAUCACUGAAGAGCACAUGGAAAACAGUACCCACAGAGGAAUAACUACUUCAAGAGAUAAAGACUGCGAUAGCAAUAGACACAAGGCACAAGAAUGCAACAUUAAAAUGGAUAAAAGCACACAGGCUGAUGAGGCCCCUGUUGUUAAAUACAGUUCAAAAAACACUGGCACAAAUGGGACUCAAUCAUCAAUUAACUCCAGAGCCAUAAAGAAACAAAGAUCAUUUGAUAACACAUUAAAAAACCAAAACUCCUUUGACAAAAACAAACAGCCAUCAUUUGAAGGCACUUUUAAGAAACAGUUAUCUUUUGAUAGUACUUUAAAAAAGCAGGGCUCUUUUGAGAACUCUGCUAGCUCCAACUGUUCAACCCUGGAGAGGAGGAAACCAUGGGGAAGUCCAAAUCGGUCAGCAUCUCCCAUUUCUACCAAAACAACCACCUGUUCUCCAAGGAAAAGACCCCCUGGUUCUCCAGCCAAGAUCCAGGGCAUCAGGGCGCUGAGCAUGGAGCGCUGUGGGUCUCCACAGGUGGCUGUAAGUCAACAGGUCAAAGCACAUAGUAAAACAGGUUUGAGCAGUGGGAUUCCCAAACCUGUCAUGCCUCAACAACCUGAGAACAAAAGGAUGUCUCCUCCCCAAAAGCCCAAAAAUGUCCGCCCAAAAAUUAUUACUUGUGUUCGGAAAAAUCCACCUUCUAAGCACCUAGUGUCAGAUGCCCCGCAUGAUGGCUCUACUCCACUUAGGUUGAACGCUUGUCCUCACCCUGCAGUUUAUAAAGAUUCAAAGGUUGGGCCUCAGGCCAAAUCUACACCUGUGCUUUCUUCAUCCAACGUGCUAUUUGACAAAUACCGGCAAGAGAUGCAGAAGGCAGGCUUUUAUCCUCCUGGAACGGCCACUACAGUAAUGAAACCUCCAAGCGGCACCUUCCCUCUUAAGCCAGUCAAAAAGUCGGACAGCUUUCAUGAAGAAAUGGCUGACAAAUAUGUCCAUGAACAGCAAGCAUCCCAAGAAGGAGGCAGUGUUUACCAUUCACCCAGAGGAUUGAGGCCUCAGCUGGGGUUAGGGGCUGUAACCAGGCAGCCUGCAGCCAAAAUGAGAGUACAACAGGCAGGUCAAAGGUCAGCGACAGCCCUAAGCCAGUCUGCACAGGCAGGCGGAGCACCAGCCCAAGGAUAUCAGGAUAUAACAGGAGAGCAAAGGAGGUCAGGUCCAGAAUCCUCCUCCAAGAGCCUUCUGCUCAAACCAGGCCAGUCUGGCCUACGUCCUCCAGGUUUCUCUGCUGCGCCACCUGCCCGCCUUGCGUCAUUUGGCUUAGUCCAGAACACGGGUGAUCCCUGCCGACCAUCUCAGCGUGACUCAGUGUUGAGGAGCCCAGAGAGGCCAAAGGGGCAUCCACGCUACCUGGCUGUGGCUGUUUGUGGGGAUGGACCCGGUAUGCCUGGGUGGUUGUCAUCGAGGACCCAAGGGUGCUGUCACACACUGACAUUGUUCAUUUCUUCCACAGCUGUAGGAAGAGAGAUGCGGAAAGACACAGAAGCCACAUUACUACCAAAGGGCUCCCCGAAAAGGUUUGCAGUGGUUUCACCAAAGCCUCAAUCCUCAGGUACUGGUCGGACUGCUGCAGACCGGGGUUCUGUUAGGGCUGAAAGAGCCCUGGAAGUAGACCAAGCUCUCAUCCAGCAGCUGCGAGACCGCUGUGAGAAGCAGGCCCUGCAGCUACAGAGCUUACAGGCCCAGUUAAAGAAGGCCUCAUUGUGCAUGGACGUGUUCACCAUCACCACCCAGCACUUCUGCCACACGAAACGCCAUCAUAAGGAGAGGGAACUGUCCCUGGAGCUCGCCAGAAUCAGGGAUGAAGUGGCUUUCAGUGUUGCACACUGGGAACAACUGCAGCAGGAGAAGGAGGAACUGGAGCAUCGGUUUGAGACUGAGCUGCACGAAUUGCGGGCUCAGCAGAAAAGCGAGCUGGGAGCGCUGGAGGAGCGGCUGAGGGCGCAGCAUAUGGAGGAGGCCCGGCGCCUACAGGACCAACAACAAGCCGAGCUGGAGGAGCUACAGGUCCAGCAGCAAGAGCAGAUUGAGGAGAUGAAUGAGAACCAUGAGGUGUCUUUGAUGGAGAUGGAGACGGCUCACAAUGACACACUGGCCACUCUGCAGGAGGAGCACACCAGGACCGUGAAAAAUUUAAAGAUGGCGCACGAGCAGCAGAGAAAGUCCCUAGAGGAAGAGUUUGAGAAGAUCAGACUGUCACUGCAGGAUCAGGUGGACACUCUGACAUUUCAGAAUCGCAGCCUGCGGGACCGAGCCAAGCGCUUUGAGGAAGCUCUGCGUAGGAGCACAGAUGAGCAGAUAGUGGAUGCUUUAGCACCGUAUAAACAUAUCGAGGAGGACCUCAAGAGCCUGAAAGAAGUACUGAAGAUGAAGAAUCAACAAAUUCAUCAGCAGGAGUUGAAGAUUUCAGAGCUAGAGAAAAUAGCUGAAAAGAAUGUGCACCUGGAGGAGAGACUACAGGUGUUACAGCAGCAGAACGAGGACCUCAAGGAACGAAUUGACAAGAACCUUGCUGUGUCCAGGCAACUCUCUGAGGAGAACGCCAACUUGCAGGUGCAUGUGGAGAAAGAGAGCAAUGAGAAGAAGCGCCUGAGUCGCACCAAUGAGGAGUUGCUGUGGCGCCUUCAGACAGGCGAGUUGAGCCCACAUAUGUCACCCAGCUCCUCCCCCAUCCGUCGCCCCUCCUCUGGACAAAGUUCCCCCGCCCGGCCCCACUCCUACCAUCAAUGAACUCCCUCUUAUCUUUGACUUUAUUCACUCCACUGAAUGUUCUCUUCCACUGAAAGUGAUUUUAGACCAUGUAGAUGUUUGUUUCUCAAACUCAGUUGAUGCAUUUCUAAAAUCAACACCCAGGUGGACUCCACAGUGAUCCCACUUGUUGUUUUAGACCUUUUUCUUAUUCAGAGGGGUGUUUUUUUUAUUCUGCUCUACAUGAGCAGAGGUACUGGAAUGCUACAGUGGACAAAACAGGAAACCUUCCUGUUGAAGACUUCAGAGAGGAGAAUUCAAGUCAGUGCCUCAUUUCCAUGUUUCAGCCUCCAUCUGCAGCUCUACUUUCUCAUCCCGUGCUCAGGGCGACCAGUGCGUGAGAGGGCAAACAUCAGCAGUGCAGCCAUAAACACAAAAGCGCCUUUGUGAUCUCAUUCUCUCCCACCAGCAACGUCUGUGGAGGUGCAGGUCAUCAGUCAAAGAACACAACUACCUACAACUUACAGAGUUCCAGUCCCGG
Thalassophryne amazonica is the source of this 4365-nucleotide messenger RNA. RefSeq names its product microtubule associated tumor suppressor candidate 2b (gene mtus2b). Gene Ontology annotation, molecular function: microtubule binding. Bases 732 to 3866 code for a protein of 1044 amino acids. The transcript is spliced from 16 exons. The record is from RefSeq and is a predicted model, not a curated record. Lineage: Eukaryota; Metazoa; Chordata; Actinopteri; Batrachoidiformes; Batrachoididae. Gene Ontology annotation, cellular component: cytoplasm; nucleus.